AUGGAGAGGGGCUGCAUCAUGUGGCUGCCACCAUUACUUCUACUGUUGUUUGGCCUGAUGACUCCAUUUGUCUCUGCUCAGACCCUGAGCUACCGGAAUUUGGUGAACCGAUUCAUCACCAACUACAACAAGAAGUCGCUCUCAGACAACCUCUUCCGACUGCUUGUUCUGAAUCUUCAACCUGGGGCAAAUGCUGAUCCUGCUACUCCCCAGCCCCUGAACUUUACUAUGAUGGAGACUGUCUGCCCCAAUACCAAACAACCACGCAAUCUGGAUGAAUGUAAAUUUAAGGAGAAUGGGCUGGUGAAACAAUGCUCUGGAACCAUUUCCUUGGAUGCUACUCAGCCCUCUAUCAAUAUUUCUUGUGGUGGGCCUGAACAGUUAAGGAGUGGUGGUUUUUUGCGUCAAAUUUUUCGGAGUUUGGCAAAGCUCAUUUAUCGAAAAUAUAGAACCCUGCGGAAUGGAUAUAGGAAACUAAAGGACAUUUUUUCUGGAGGAGGUAACAAUAAGGAAUAG
Molecule: messenger RNA, 516 nt
Organism: Trichosurus vulpecula (common brushtail)
Lineage: Eukaryota; Metazoa; Chordata; Mammalia; Diprotodontia; Phalangeridae
Product: protegrin-3-like
Exons: 4
Coding region: 1-516 (171 amino acids)
Biological process (GO): defense response to Gram-negative bacterium; defense response to Gram-positive bacterium; innate immune response
Cellular component (GO): extracellular region
Molecular function (GO): lipopolysaccharide binding
Source: RefSeq, a predicted model, not a curated record